Messenger RNA from Engraulis encrasicolus (European anchovy), 7070 nucleotides. Its product is annotated as receptor-type tyrosine-protein phosphatase delta-like. Gene Ontology annotation, molecular function: protein tyrosine phosphatase activity; protein binding. NCBI's taxonomy places the organism in Eukaryota, Metazoa, Chordata, Actinopteri, Clupeiformes, Engraulidae. Gene Ontology annotation, biological process: peptidyl-tyrosine dephosphorylation involved in inactivation of protein kinase activity. The transcript has 36 exons. The record is from RefSeq and is a predicted model, not a curated record. The coding region runs from base 734 to 6517 and encodes 1927 amino acids. Gene Ontology annotation, cellular component: signaling receptor complex.
CGUUUUCCCCGUUAGAGCGCGCCAGUCUGUGUUUGAGCUUCGGCAGGAGAGCGUGCCUCCGUUCUGCCACACGCCACUCUGUAGUCUAACUAACAUACGCCAACGGCAACGGCAACGGCACCGUGAAGCAUUAUGAAGAAGACAUAACGACCUCGCCUGCCAGCCGGAAUAACUGCUGUUUUGUUUUAUUUUUCCUAAGCCUUACUAUUUCAUCUAUUCUUUCUAUUCGAUUGUGCUUUUUCCACGUCUCUGCAUUUGGACUAGAGGACAAUUUUGGUGGUGAGAUUUUAAAAACUCCGGGAAAAGAAGAGGCAGAAGAAACGGACGCAGAGAGGGGAACAUUACGCUGUAGAUGUACUGACGUUGGAUUACUUCGCUUGUUGUGCAGUGAUUCUGGAUGUAAAUUGUUGUCGCGACCGCACUUGUACAACUGGACAGAGCAAGUUUAACAGACUUCGACGCAAAAAUGGUGUUACGGCUGUGAAUAUCCUGCACCAGUAGGAGUAUUCUCUCCCUCCCUCCCCCUCUCCCUCCCCUACUGACGGACAGACGUACGGACGGGCCCGACUGCACCGGACCGCACGGCACCGCACCAGACCACACCACACCGGUCCCUCCUCCCCCGGGCCUGUGGCGAGCCCUGGUUGCUGGAGCUGACACACACAUUCACACACACACACACACACACACACACACACUUAACAGACUACACACACCACACCACACACACAGCAUGCUGGUGCCAACGCUAACGUCCGCCACACCCGCCCUGCUCGUCAUGGCAACGCUACUCAUCCUCGCCCACGCCGAAUCUCCGCCAAAGUUUUUAAGAACGCCCAACGACCAAAUAGGGGUGCAAGGGGGCGUGGCCUCGUUCAUCUGCCAGGCCACGGGCGACCCCCGACCCAAGAUCGUCUGGAACAAGAAGGGCAAGAGGGUCAGCAACCAGAGGUUUGAGGUAAUAGACUUUGAUGACGGCUCAGGCUCUGUAUUGCGUAUCCAGCCUCUGCGUACGCCACGGGACGAAGCCAUAUACGAGUGCGUGGCCUCCAAUAGUGUGGGAGAGACGAGCGCCAACACCAGACUCACUGUUUUACGUGAGGACCAGCUGCCUUCGGGGUUCCCGACCAUAGACAUGGGCCCCCAGCUGAAGGUGGUGGAGCGGACGCGCACGGCCACCAUGCUGUGCGCCGCCAGCGGGAACCCUGACCCAGACAUCACCUGGUUCAAAGACUUCCUGCCCGUCAACACCUCCAGCAACAACGGACGCAUCAAGCAACUCAGAUCAGGAGCCCUGCAGAUUGAACAGAGUGAGGAGUCCGACCAGGGGAAAUACGAGUGCGUCGCCACCAACAACGACGGCACACGCUAUUCUGCCCCGGCAAACUUAUACGUCAGAGUGCGUCGGGUUCCUCCGCGCUUCUCCAUCCCCCCGACGGACAGCGAGAUCAUGCCGGGCGGCAGCGUGAACAUCACCUGCGUUGCCGUGGGUUCCCCGAUGCCCUACGUCAAGUGGAUGCUGGGCUCGGAGGACCUGACGCCCGAGGACGACAUGCCCAUCGGCCGCAACGUCCUCGAGCUCACCGACGUCGUGCAGUCUGCCAACUACACCUGCGUCGCCAUGUCGACGCUGGGCGUCAUCGAGGCCACGGCGCAGAUCACAGUCAAAGCCCUGCCCAAGCCUCCGGGUGUCCCCCAGGUGAAUGAGCGCACGGCUACGAGCAUCACCCUCUCCUGGGACUCGGGCAACCCGGAGCCCGUGUCCUACUACAUCAUCGAGCACCGGCCCAAGGCCUCGGCCACCGCGUCGGACGACACGCCCUACAAGGAGAUCGACGGCGUGGCCACGACGCGGUACAGCGUGGGCGGCCUCAGCCCGUACUCUGACUACGAGUUCCGUGUGGUCGCCGUCAACAACAUCGGCCGAGGGCCGCACAGCGAAGCCAUCGAGGCCAAGACGGCCGAGCAGGCCCCGAGCACGGCCCCACGGCAGGUCCGCGGUCGUAUGCUGAGCGGCACGACGGCCAUCAUCCACUGGGACGAGCCGGAGGAGGCGAACGGCCAGAUCCAGGGCUACCGCGUCUACUACACCAGCGAGCCCACGCAGGAGGUCAACCAGUGGAACAAGCAGAUCGUGCAGACCUCCAGCUUCCUCACCAUACAGAACCUGACGCCCAACAAGACUUACUACAUCAAGGUGCUGGCCUAUACAUCAGUCGGCGAUGGGCCAUUGUCCUCAGACCUGCAGAUCAUCACCAAGACUGGAGUUCCAUCGCAGCCCACGGACUUCAAGGCGGAGGCCAAGUCGGAGACGAGCGUGCUGCUGUCGUGGGUAGCGCCGUCCCAGAACGGCCAAGACAACCAGAUCAUGGGCUAUGAGCUGCUCUAUAAGAAGAAGGAUGAGAAGGAGGAGAAGAGGGUGAGCUUCGAGCCCACCACCACCUACCUGCUGAAGGAGCUGAAGCCGUUCAGCACCUACACCUUUCAGCUGGCGGCGCGCAGCAAGCACGGCGUCGGCGCCUACACCAACGAGAUCUCCGCCGAGACGCCGCAGACACAGCCCUCAGCUCCGCCUCAGGAAGUGAAGUGCUUCAGUCAGGGUUCCACCAACAUUCUGGUAAGUUGGCGAGCCCCACCCACGGAACUCCAGAACGGAAUCAUAACCAAAUACAGCAUCCAGUAUUCCGCCAUGGAAGGCGAGGACACAGAGACUCGCCAGGUCUCGGAAAUUCCACCGGAAACCACAGAAUACCUCUUGGAGGACUUGGAAAAAUGGACAGAAUACCGUGUGACGGUCACGGCCCAUACUGACGUAGGAGCAGGCCCAGAAAGCUUGCCCCAGCUCAUCCGCACUGAGGAGGAUGUUCCCAGUGGGCCUCCUCGCAAAGUCGAGGUAGAGCCCGUCAACUCCACGUCAGUAAAAGUGAUGUGGCGCUCGCCAGUGCCCAACCGGCAGCACGGGCAGAUCCGCGGCUACCAGGUGCACUAUGUCAGGAUGCUUAACGGGGAGGCCACGGGGCAGCCGGUCAUCAAGGACAUACUCAUAGACGACGCACAGUGGGAAUAUGAUGAUAACACAGAACAUGAGAUGGUUUUAGCGGACUUGAUGGCCGAGACCACGUACUCUGUUACCGUGGCAGCGUACACCACCAAAGGGGACGGGGCGCGCAGCAAGCCCAAACUGGUCACCACCAUGGGAGCAGUCCCCGAGCGCCCCCGUCUGAUGGUGAGCGCCACCAACAUGGGCACGGCGCUCCUCCAGUGGCACCCCCCUCCCAACGCCCACGGUACCCUCCUCGGCUACCGCCUCCGCUUCGGCCGCAAGGACGUCGAGCCCCUGACCGUCAUCGAGUUCCCCGAGCGCGAGAACCACUACACCACCAAGGAGAUCCACAAGGGGGCGGCGUACGUCUUCCGCCUCUCCGCCCGCAACAAGGUGGGCUUCGGCGAGGAGACGGUGAAGGAGAUCGCCACGGCCGAGGACGUGCCGAGCGGCUACCCGCAGGCCAUCGCGGCCGAGGCGGCCACCGCCAGCACCAUCCAGGUGAGCUGGCAGCCCGUGCUGCUGGCGGAGCGCAACGGCGCCAUCUUGAGGUACGCGCUGCAGUACAAGGACAUCAACAGCCCGCAGAGCCCCAGCGAGCUGGUCAUCCGGGCGCCCGAGGCCUCGGCCAUGCUGGACGGGCUGAGGGCCGACACCACGUACGAUAUCAAAAUGUGCGCCUACACCAGCAAAGGCCCAGGGCCCUAUAGCCCCAGUGUACAGUUCAGAACGCAGGCCGUGGAUCAAGCAGUGUUUGCAAAAAAUUUCCAUGUGAAAGCUGCCACGAAGACCUCGGUUCUGCUGACCUGGGAGAUUCCGGAGAACUACAACCCAGCACAGCCCUUCACGAUCCUGUACGACAACGGUCAGAGUGUGGAGGUGGACGGGCGCCUGACCCAGAAGCUGAUCACCUCUCUGCAGCCGGAGACGCAGUACUCCUUCCUGCUCACCAACCGCGGCAACAGCGCCGGGGGCCUGCAGCACCGCGUCACGGCCAUGACCGCUCCGGACAUCCUGCGCACCAAGCCCACGCUCGUCGGCAAGAGCGACCCGGACGGCAUGAUGACCGUGCAGCUGCCCACGGUGGUGACCAACGAGAAAGUCAAGGGCUACUACAUAGUGGUGGUGCCACUAAAGAAACGUACGGGCAAGUUUGUGAGGCCCUGGGACAGCCCAGAUGAGAUGGACUUGGAGGAGUUACUGCGCGAGAUCAACCGCACGAGCCGCGCUCUGCGCUUCCGUCGUCAGCUGGAGUCCAAGCCGUACAUCGCGGCGUACUUCAAGGACCUUCCCUCGGAGAUCACCCUGGGCAACGGACAGACCUACGGGGAGUUCCACAACCGCCAGCUGCAGAACGGACAGGAGUACCUCUUCUUCGUCCUCGCCAUACUGGACAUCUCCGAAAACACAAUGUACUCGACCAGCCCCUACUCAGACCCACUGGUGUUCGCCGACAACGACCCUCAGCCAAUCAUAGACGAGGAGGAGGGGCUUCUGUGGGUUGUUGGUCCCGUAUUGGCUGUCGUCUUCAUCAUCUGCAUAGUCAUCGCCAUACUGCUCUACAAGAGGAAACGUGCGGAGUCGGACGCCAGGAAAGGCAGCCUGCCCCACAGCAAAGAGAUGCCCCUGCACCAUCCCACCGACCCCGUGGAGAUGAGGAGGAUGAACUUCCAAACGCCAGGUGCACGUAUCAUCAGUUAUCCAAGUAACCUUCAUUUGCCAAGCAUGGCCAGUCACCCUCCCAUCCCUAUCCUAGACCUGGCUGACCAUCUGGAACGACUAAAAGCCAACGACAACCUCAAGUUCUCACAAGAGUACGAGUCCAUUGACCCAGGGCAGCAGUUUACGUGGGAGCACUCCAACUUGGAGGUGAACAAGCCCAAGAACAGAUAUGCCAACGUCAUAGCAUACGACCACUCCAGAGUGCUGCUCUCGGCCAUCGAUGGUAUACCCGGCAGUGAUUACAUCAAUGCCAACUACAUUGACGGCUACCGUAAGCAGAAUGCCUACAUCGCCACGCAGGGGGCGCUACCCGAGACCUUCGGAGACUUCUGGAGGAUGAUCUGGGAGCAGCGCAGUGCCAACAUCGUCAUGAUGACCAAGCUGGAGGAGAGGUCGCGGGUGAAGUGUGACCAGUACUGGCCCACCAGAGGUACAGAAACAUACGGCCUGAUACAGGUCACCCUGCUGGACACAGUGGAGCUGGCCACUUACUGCGUCAGGACCUUCGCCCUCUAUAAGAAUGGGUCGAGUGAGAAGCGGGAGGUGCGUCAGUUCCAGUUCACCGCCUGGCCGGACCACGGCGUGCCCGAGCACCCCACCCCUUUCCUGGCCUUCCUCCGCCGGGUCAAGGCCUGCAACCCACCAGACGCCGGACCCAUGGUGGUACACUGCAGCGCGGGGGUGGGCCGCACGGGCUGCUUCAUCGUCAUCGACGCCAUGCUGGAGCGCAUGAAGCACGAGAAGACGGCCGACAUCUACGGCCACGUCACGCUGAUGCGCGCCCAGCGCAACUACAUGGUGCAGACGGAGGACCAGUACGUCUUCAUCCACGACGCGCUGCAGGAGGCCGUGACCUGCGGCAACACCGAGGUGCCCGCGCGCAACCUCUACACCUACAUCCAGAAGCUCACGCAGAUCGAGACCGGCGAGAACGUCUCCGGCAUGGAGCUCGAGUUCAAGCGGCUGGCCAACACGAAAGCCCACACGUCCCGCUUCAUCAGUGCCAACCUGCCCUGUAACAAGUUCAAGAACCGGCUGGUGAACAUUAUGCCGUACGAGUCCACGCGCGUCUGCCUGCAGCCCAUACGUGGCGUGGAAGGGUCCGACUACAUCAACGCCAGCUUCAUAGACGGAUACAGGCAACAGAAGGCCUACAUUGCCACGCAGGGGCCGCUGGCGGAGACCACGGAGGACUUCUGGAGGAUGCUGUGGGAACACAACUCCACCAUCGUGGUCAUGCUCACCAAGCUAAGAGAAAUGGGAAGGGAAAAGUGCCAUCAGUAUUGGCCAGCCGAGCGCUCGGCCCGCUACCAGUACUUUGUGGUGGACCCCAUGGCUGAAUACAACAUGCCCCAGUACAUACUGAGGGAGUUCAAGGUCACCGACGCAAGGGACGGCCAGUCACGGACGGUACGGCAGUUCCAGUUCACCGACUGGCCGGAGCAAGGUGUGCCCAAGUCUGGCGAAGGCUUCAUUGACUUCAUCGGCCAGGUGCACAAAACGAAAGAGCAGUUUGGACAGGAUGGACCCAUCUCGGUCCACUGUAGUGCUGGUGUGGGCAGGACUGGUGUGUUCAUCACGUUGAGCAUAGUGCUGGAGCGCAUGCGGUACGAGGGCGUGGUGGACAUCUUCCAGACCGUCAAGAUGCUGAGGACGCAGAGGCCAGCCAUGGUGCAGACAGAGGAUCAGUACCAGUUCUGUUACCGGGCGGGCCUGGAGUACCUGGGCAGCUUUGAUCACUAUGCAACGUAAGAGUCUGGGCCGGCACCGGACCGGAUCUGGACCGGACCGGACCGGGGGGAGGGGGACAGAACCGGGGGAGGGGGCUGAGAGGAAGAGGAAGAGGAGGAGAGGAAGAGAUGAAAAGAAAGAAGAGAGGAGGAGAAAGGAAGGAGACGAGGAGGUGAAAGGAGAGAAGAGGAGAGCCCAGAGAUUCUCUACUGAGCCAUAAUAAUGUCCCUGCUUGCCACCGAUGCAUACAGUACAUAAAUUAAUGAAUUAAUAAAUAAAAAUGACACUAAAAAACUUCUUAACUCAAUGACAAAUGUCAAAUAGUCAUCAAGUGUUGGGUGACAGACAGUGACGGUAAUCCAAAUGGACACCCAAUCCUUGUAAAGAAGAAAGAAGAAAAAAAGAAAUAAAUAAACGACGACAAAUGAAACAGACACCUGAAAAAAAGGAAGACAUAGAAUGAAUGAAAUAAUUGAUAAUUGACAAUUCCAUGCGGACCAAGAGUUUAAACCCCCGACACUUAAAGGUGAAGCACUCCCCCACCAACCUUACCCACACCCACAACGUUCCUGAA